Cetraspora pellucida is the source of this 504-nucleotide messenger RNA. Lineage: Eukaryota; Fungi; Glomeromycota; Glomeromycetes; Diversisporales; Gigasporaceae. The record is from the annotation of a GenBank genome assembly.
AAUACUAUAUUCUUCGAAGACUGGGAGAUAAUUACCGUUAUAUCUGAAUAUAAAAACUAUAAACAUAUGAACUCUGAUACUAGAAUUCCUACAAUUCAGUUCGAAACAUUGAAUGCAUACACUUCUUCAGUCGUUACUAACAUAAAUACUAGUCCAAAACACAAUGAACAAAGGAAUAGUAAACUGCUAAUUUACAGUAAACAAAUGCAGAUAGAUGAAGAUGAAGAUGAAUUCUAUACUCCUGUUAAUAUUUAUCGUGAACAUAAAACCCAUUUAGAGCAAGAUAAAAGAGUUCGUAAAGAAUUGGACACUCAAAUGCUUGAUGAUCUUUAUGAACCUAUUCAAAAAGCUUUUCUACGUAAUUCAAAAAUUUUAACAUCGAAGGAUGUUGAUAUUUCUUCUGCUAACAAUGGAAUUAUCACAGCUGGAAUGUGGAAUUAUAAUUUUAAUGUAUUGGAAGAAUAUUUUUCAACAAAUAGAAUUAAACAUUUAAAUUUGUCUUAA